This is a messenger RNA of Canariomyces notabilis, 1937 nucleotides long. RefSeq names its product acetolactate synthase. Gene Ontology annotation, molecular function: acetolactate synthase activity; magnesium ion binding; thiamine pyrophosphate binding. Lineage: Eukaryota; Fungi; Ascomycota; Sordariomycetes; Sordariales; Chaetomiaceae. The transcript has 3 exons. The record is from RefSeq and is a predicted model, not a curated record. Gene Ontology annotation, cellular component: acetolactate synthase complex. Gene Ontology annotation, biological process: L-valine biosynthetic process. The coding region runs from base 42 to 1631 and encodes 529 amino acids.
CGCGCAUCAUCACCUGCCCCAACGAGAUGGUAGCCCUAUCCAUGGCCGACGGCUACGCCCGCCUGACCAACAAACCCCAAGCGGUAAUCGUGCACGUCGACGUCGGGACGCAAGGCCUCGGCGCGGCGGUGCACAACGCGGGGACAGGCCGCGCACCGGUCCUCAUCUUCGCCGGUCUAUCCCCCAUCACGCAAGAAGGCGAACUGCGCGGGUCCCGCACCGAGUUCAUCCACUGGAUCCAGGACGUGCCCGACCAGAAGCAGAUCGUGGCCCAGUACUGCCGGUACGCAGCCGAGCUCAAGACGGGCGUCAACGUGAAGCAGAUGGUCAACCGCGCGCUGCAGUUUGCCCGCUCCGCGCCUCAGGGACCUGUUUACCUCUGCGGCUCGCGUGAGGUUAUGGAGAUGGAGAUCGAGCCGUACUCCAUCAGGCAGGACCAGUGGGAGCCUGUGGGCGCGGGGGCGCUGCCGGGGUCGGCGGUGAGGGAGAUUGCCGAGGCGUUGGCGGGCGCGGAGGCACCGUUGGUUGUGACUGGGUACGCGGGGAGGAAUCAGGCUGUGCCUGCCGCGUUGGUGCAGCUCGCGAAUACCGUCAGGGGCCUGCGCGUGCUCGACACGGGCGGCAGUGAUAUGUGUUUUCCGGCGGAUCAUCCCGGGUGGCUGGGGCUGCGGUACGGGAAUGAGGAGACGAUCCGGGCGGCCGACGCCAUCGUCGUGCUGGACUGCGACGUGCCCUGGAUCGCGACGCAGUGCAAGCCCCGAGAGGAUGCCAAGAUCUUCCAUAUUGAUGUUGAUCCCCUUAAGCAGAUCAUGCCGCUGUUUUAUAUCCCCGCGCAGGCCCGGUAUCGCGCCGAUGCGCUGACAGCGGUUGAGCAAGUCCUAGCGGAACUCGAGUCAAACGAGGGGCUGAAAACCAAAUUGGCGAGCGAGGAGAGAGAUAAGAGGUGGGCAGCCCUGCAGGAAUCGUACAAGAAGCGGCUGGAGACCAUCGCUGUCCGGUCUCGGCCGCUCAACAACGGAGAGUUCGGAACGAGCCAUCUCUGCGCCAAGCUCAGGGACCUGUGCCCCAGGGACACCAUCUGGGCCGUCGAGGCCGUCACCAAUACCUUAUAUGUCCACGACAGCAUUCAGCCGACGCAGCCAGGAUCGUGGAUCAACUGCGGCGGCGGCGGCCUGGGCUGGUCUGGCGGCGCCGCUCUCGGCAUCAAGCUUGCGUCCGAGUUUGAGGCCCAAUCGAAGGGGGAGAAGAAGGGCAAGUUUGUGGUGCAGAUUGUCGGCGAUGGGACAUACCUCUUUUCCGUCCCGGGCAGUGUGUACUGGAUUUCGAAGCGGUACAACAUCCCGGUUCUCACCAUCGUGUUGAACAACAAAGGUUGGAAUGCUCCUCGAAAGUCUCUGCUCCUGGUUCACCCUGACGGACUCGGGGCGAAUGCGACCAACGAGGAGAUCAACAUCUCGUUCGAUCCGGUCCCCGAUUACGCGGGGAUUGCGAAGGCGGCUGCUGGUGGCGAUCUCUUCGCCGCGCGCGUCGACAAGGCGGCGGAUUUGGAGGGUGUUCUUAAGGAGGCGAUUGAGGCCGUCCAAGGGGGCCAGACGGCCGUAGUGGACUGCAAGGUUGCCCUGAACUGUUAGCUACAGUACAGGUGCCGAAGGACUAGAACUGUCUUGAAAGCCAUGAAUUUCCGCAUAGUCCUUGGCCCUCUUUCUUGACGGUAUCACCGUGUUGGGGGGAUGAUUUCCUAACCGCUGGCUAGACGGUUGGGACUCCAACGGGAGCACAUCCUGGUCAUUGACAGACUGGUCAUGGUUCUCUGGAUAUCGAGACUUCAGUGAGCACAAGUGAGGUGUGUCUUGUAGAGCGUUGACGGCUGGUACAUGCAGAGCAAACAAUAUGCAUCCAUAUCCGCUGUUCAGGUUUUACCGAGAUGCCAGCAUUGA